AUGACAUCACCAAAUAAUCCAUAUGUAAGCACAUAUAGCUGGAGAAUUCCUAAUUUUCAGAAAGCGAUAAAAGAAUAUUCACACAGAAGAUAUUUUUAUAGCAAAAAGUUUUGGGUUCCUUAUACCAGUUUAUGGCGACUAAAGGUUUACCCUAAUGGUAAUCAACAAACUAAUUUUGUUGAUAUAUUUCUUGAAGCUGUGCAAACACCUUAUGAAUAUCAUAAUAAGAUAUUAACUCGAGGGCGGAAUUUUAGAUUACAAGUAGAAAUAAUUGAUCAUGUCUCGCAAGAUACAAACAAUUCUAAUGGAACUGGUAACAUAGUACACUUGGUUGAUUUACCUUCGAAUUCAAGAUAUAUGGGAUAUCAAUUUGGAUUCGAUAAUUAUAAAGAUUAUGGAUAUAAUCGAUUUUUAUCGUUUACCAAAUUAUUUCCAGAUGAUAAUAAACUAAAAGAAUUUGAUUUAGUUUUUCAUCUAUUAUUAUUCAAUGAUUAUAAGCAUAUGGAUAUCGGUAAAGGAUAUGAAUGUAAAAUGGAAAAAUUUUUUGAGAAUGAAACAUUGGCUGAUAUAGAAAUCCUUUUGGAUUGUGGUACUAGAAUUAAAGCUCAUAAAGUUAUUUUAAUCGCUGGUUCAACUUAUUUCGAGAAAAUGUUGCAAGGUGGAUGGAGAGAGUCUACAUCCGAAUGCGUUAGAAUACAUAAUAUAGGAUAUAAAGCUUUUAGGGUCAUUUUAUUUUAUAUUUACGGAAAUAAAUUGAUGGAUGUGAAUUAUGACCUUGAAUUGAUGAAAGAAAUUUACAUGCAAACUGAUAUGAUGGGAUUAAUAGAAUUGCUGAAAUUGGUGGUUAAUCAUAUGUGUGGAAUGGUGAACGAAUUGAAUUUCGAGGAUAUAUUAAAGUUUUGUCGGAAUAAAGACCAUUGUAUACCACUAAAGGAAUCGGCUUUAAAUUUUGUGGGCGCAUAUGUAAAAGCAGUUAAAUUAGGUAAAAACAUGGAGCAUAUUGAAAAAUCAGAAAAUCAUGAAGUCGUUGCUUAUAGCAAGCUAUGGGAGAAUGAAACUGAAUAA
Cetraspora pellucida is the source of this 1065-nucleotide messenger RNA. The record is from the annotation of a GenBank genome assembly. NCBI's taxonomy places the organism in Eukaryota, Fungi, Glomeromycota, Glomeromycetes, Diversisporales, Gigasporaceae.